This is a messenger RNA of Glycine soja, 3262 nucleotides long. Its product is annotated as receptor-like serine/threonine-protein kinase ALE2. The transcript is spliced from 7 exons. The record is from RefSeq and is a predicted model, not a curated record. Bases 359 to 2824 code for a protein of 821 amino acids. Gene Ontology annotation, biological process: protein phosphorylation. Lineage: Eukaryota; Viridiplantae; Streptophyta; Magnoliopsida; Fabales; Fabaceae. Gene Ontology annotation, molecular function: ATP binding; protein kinase activity.
ACACUCACUGUAUCACUGUCAACAACACUCCCACCAGCAUUAAAGUCUCUCAACUCCCCUCUUCCUUCUUCCCCUCUUCCCCUUCUCCACGCACAACACACUCGUCUCUUACGUUUCAAAACCUCUCUCUUUCUCUCUCGAGAUCUCUCUCGCUUUCUCGCUCUAACUUUCUCUCUCUAGCUUUUCCCAUGCACGCCGGUUGCGUUGUGUAGAUCUUCCACCGCAUUUCAUGGAUCCAGCAACCGAGCCUCCUGCAUUGUCUUCUCUCUCUCCUAGGGUUUCGUGAUUCCUUCUUCUGCUUCGCGCUUUUGAGCUAUGCGUUCUUUCUCCACCGGCUCGGCCUGCUGCCGUCUCCACCAUGACCGCCGGCGGCUGCUCUGCCGGAAUUUCGCCACCUGCCGGUCACUCCUUCAAGCCUCUUCUCUCUCCUGACGAUGCUCUUCGCCGGUGUCGCGUGCGGCGAGAGAGAAUGCCGGUGUCGGUCGUCUUCCUCCUUGCUCUUCUCAACUUGCUUUUCUCCUGCCAAGGUUCUUUGCAUGCAGUGAAGUCGAUUUCUUUGAGUGUGUCAUUUGCUUCAUCAGAACGACCUAAAAUGUGGUUUGUUAAACCUUCUUCUGGACCAUCUUCUGCACCUGUGCCAUCUCCAUCUUAUCAUGGUCCUCAUGUAACUCCAAGACCAAGACAUCAUUAUCAUCACCGUCACCAUCACAGCACGAGACCUUAUGUAGCAGCUCCACCACCUUCAAAAGAUCAAGCUUGUGACCAAAUCUGUACUGAUCCGCUCACAUCAACUCCCUUUGGUUCACCUUGUGGUUGUGUAUUUCCCAUGAAAAUCAGACUUACACUGGAUAUAGCUCCUUAUGCUGUGUUUCCGGUAAUGACUGAGUUAGAGAAUGAAAUUGCGUUGGGCACUUAUUUAGAGCAGAGUCAGGUGAAGAUAAUGGGUGCCACUGCUGACAGUCAGAAUCAGGGAAGAACUAUUGUUGAUAUUAACUUGGUUCCGCUGGGAGAGAAAUUUGACAAUACAACUGCAUCUCUUACAUAUGAGAGGUUUUGGCACAAGAAAGUCCCUCUAAAUAGGAGCCUUUUUGGCGAUUAUGCUGUUGUGUACAUUACUUAUCCAGGUAGUUGUGUUUCUGAGUUUCUCCUUGUAACAUUUUACUUUAACAGUAUCGUUAUUCAUUACUAUUUGAGACUAAAGCUGUUUGUAUCAGGAAUGCCAUCAUCGCCACCAUAUGGAUCUUUAACUGGGAGCGGUCCUAGUCAAAGUGUUGAUGGUAUUCUGCCAGUCAGUGCCAACUUUGUCAGCAAGAACCAGAAAAUGAAUCUCAGGACCAUAAUCAUCAUUGCUUUAUCUUCCUUUGUACUCUUGCUGGUUUUGGUGGGAGCAUUUUCGAUUAUUUUGAAAUGGAGGAAGACUAGGAGACCAUCAAGUGCUGUUGGCCCUGCGUUCACAUCAUCUCUAAACAAGAGAUCAGGCUUGGGGUCUAUGUUGUCAAGUAGUAUUACAAGCUCAACAUCAAUGUCACUUAUGUCCACAAUGGCUACUUCCCUGCUCUCUGUUAAAACAUUUUCACUUUCUGAGCUUGAGAAAGCAACAGAUAAGUUUAGUUCAAAGAGAGUACUAGGUGAAGGAGGAUUUGGACGUGUUUAUAGUGGGACAUUGGAAGAUGGGGCUGAAGUUGCAGUUAAGCUGCUAACAAGAGAUAAUCAUCAGAAUGGAGACCGUGAAUUUAUUGCAGAGGUUGAAAUGCUAAGCCGUUUGCAUCACCGUAACCUAGUGAAACUGAUUGGUAUAUGCAUUGAAGGGCGCAGGCGUUGCUUGGUGUAUGAGCUUGUUCGCAAUGGCAGUGUUGAGUCCCAUCUGCAUGGUGAUGACAAGAUAAAGGGAAUGCUAGAUUGGGAAGCAAGGAUGAAAAUUGCACUAGGAGCUGCAAGAGGAUUGGCCUAUCUUCACGAGGAUUCCAAUCCCCGAGUUAUUCACAGAGACUUUAAAGCUAGCAAUGUGUUACUAGAAGAUGACUUUACUCCCAAAGUUUCUGAUUUUGGCUUGGCAAGAGAAGCAACUGAAGGAAGUAAUCAUAUUUCAACACGGGUGAUGGGCACUUUUGGGUAUGUUGCCCCAGAAUAUGCGAUGACAGGCCAUUUACUUGUCAAAAGUGAUGUUUAUAGUUAUGGUGUUGUGCUGCUUGAACUUCUCACAGGCAGAAAGCCAGUGGAUAUGUCUCAACCUCAGGGACAGGAGAAUCUUGUAACUUGGGCACGGCCAAUGUUGACGAGUAGAGAAGGUGUAGAACAGUUGGUGGAUCCAUCUUUGGCUGGAAGUUACAACUUUGAUGACAUGGCAAAGGUUGCUGCUAUCGCUUCAAUGUGCGUUCACCCGGAGGUUACACAGAGACCAUUUAUGGGUGAAGUUGUGCAGGCUCUCAAGUUAAUAUACAAUGAUACAGAUGAAACUUGUGGAGAUUAUUGUAGUCAGAAGGAUUCCUCUGCUCAGGAGUCUGAUUUUAGAGGUGACCUUGCCCCUUCAGAUAGCAGUUGGUGGAAUGCGGGAGGGCUAACCCCUCGAUUAACUUAUGGGCAAGCAUCUUCCUUCAUCACUAUGGAAUACAGUUCUGGUCCACUUGAAGAAAUGGAGAACAGACCGUUUUCAACUUCAAGCUUGAUUGGCGAUGAAAUAUCUUUACCGGUUAAGCAUGGGAAUAGAUCAGGUCCCUUAAGAACAGUCCGAAACAAGCUGUCCUUGCAUAGAUUUACAGGAAGUCGGAGUGAGCAUGGAGGACCUUCUUCCAAGCGUAAUUGGAAUGAUGGCAACUGGGUUUAACAGGUUUGGGGGGUUUUCUACUGUUUUUGAAAUGUACAGUUUCUAAAGGGAUCAGAACUAAUGAUUGAGUGACUGAUUUAGCUUAGGCAUCUCAAAUUUCUGCAGUUUUUAUGUUAUGGUUGGAGAGAUACAGGACGUUGACAAAUUUUGAAAUAUUGAUUCAUUAUACAAGGAGGAAGUGUAACUUAAACAGUAUUGUAAAUGCCUUGAAUUGUAUCUCGUGGCGUCAUUCCAUUUCCAUUUCUAUCAGCAAGGACUAGCCAAAAUGAACUUUAUGACCAUUCCUCUAGUGUCCAUUUUUACCAGCAGUUGUAUUUGCAGUUCUAGUAUAAGAAACAGGUAUAUAAUGGGAAAAAAAAUGUAAUUUAGUAAUUUAUCAUUGCCAUGCAUUGCCUCAUGUAUUCAAUCUUACAGGAUUAAUGUUAACUUCAUGAGACA